AUGGACUUGUUCGACGAGCCUGAAGCCUCCACGAGCACUCACACCAACGGCUUCAAGCUCAACUCGAACUACGCAGAGCAGUACGAGCGCCGGAAGCGGGGCGAGGAGCUCACACAGCUGCAAGACCGGUAUGGCAGAGACUAUGUGCCCGAGGACGAAGAGUCGACAGAGUACUCGUCUGAGGAUUCGGACGCCGAGUUGGUCACGCCUCAGGUCGAUGCAGCCAUCCUCAAGACGAUUGCACGCAUCAAAAGGGGUGAUACAGCUCUCUAUGAUGAUGCCUCGAAGACCAAGCGCUGGUUCGAGGAGGAGGAACAGAGGAACGCGCAAUCGGCAGCCAGAACAUCGAAAGGCAAGCAAAAGGCCAAGGAAAGCAAGCCCGUCUAUCUCAAAGACUUUCAGCGUCAAGCUAUACUUGCAGCGGGCAACGGAGACGCCGAAGACGUUCACGAGCGCCCGACGCCUGCCGAAGAGGCAGUCCGACUCCAGCGUGAGACCGCUGACGCUUUUCGUAACGCGCUCAAUGACGAUGCCGACUCGGACGAGGAUGUGCUGCUUGUGCAGCGGGAAGAUACAGAGGCAGGCGAAGAGGACGAGGAUGAAGCUUACAGGCGCUUCUUGCUCGAGUCGGUAGGCGAGGCAGACGUAGAAGCAGCCUUGAGAUCGGCUAGCGAUGCAAGCAAGUCACUCGACGCGAUGCCGGUCGCAAGUACAUCCAAAGUCAAGCGUGUCAGAGAUAAGAAGAAUGUUGCAAGGCCCGAAAAGCCUGCAGAGGAUCCAGAUGCCUUCUUGCGAAACUACAUCCUCGAUCGAGGCUGGCUAGACAAAUCAAGUCGGAAACUGCCCUCUUACUCAGAAAUGGUCGAAGAACCUGCGAGAAAGGCGCCCGUCGAGCUCGAGGAUCCUGUGCCGCCACAGACUCGAGUAGAUGAAGCGUUCGACAGCGAAGACGAGGAGUACGAAGAGCGAGCAGACGAGUACGAGACAAAGUACAACUUUCGCUUCGAGCAAGAGGCUGGGGCAGAUCUCGUCACCCAUGCUCGCGACGCGGCUGCGAACGCUUCGGUGCGACGAGAAGACGAGACGAGGAAGAAGUCACGCGAGCUCGUCAAGGCCCGCAAAGCAGAGCUCAAAGCGAAGAAGGCCGCCGAGCUCGAUAGACUGCGCGAUCUCAAGUCACGAGAGAUCCAAGACAAGCUUGCAAAGCUUGCCGAAACCAUGGGCAGACAGGAUCUGCUCCAGACUGACAUCGACCUCGAGGGCGAAUUCGAUCCUGAUAAGCACGAUCAGAUGAUGCAGCGUAUUUUUGAUGAGCAGUACUAUGCAGAUCAGGCUACAGAUGCGGACGGCAAGCCCAUCUGGGAAGACGAUAUCGAUAUCACAGAUAUUGUUGGCGAGGAGCAAGCGGCAGAUUACGAGCCGGGUGGCGACGCGUAUGACCCUCUCGAGCCCUCAUCUGGCAAGAAGAAGGAGAAGAAGAAGCGCAAGGACAAGAAGAGCAAAAAGCGAGCGCGUGAAGCCGAGGAAGCAGAAGAGAAUGUCGACGUCGACCCUGCUGAACGGAAGCGGCAGCUUGACAAGCUCGUUCAAGAGUACGACAAGCUCAAUUACGGCGAUCUGGCGGGCACUACUCCCACCAGGUUUCAUUAUACCCAAGUUCCGCCUUCAGGGUUCGAUCUUACACCUGCAGAGAUCCUCAUGGCGACAGAUCAGGAACUGAACAGCUAUGUCGGCUUGCGGAAGAUCGCGCCGUAUCGCUUCGACGAUGACACCAAGAAGAGCAAGAAGAAGCGCCUACGGGAUCUCCGCAAGAAUCUCAGCAGUCGCGAAUGGGGAGCGCAAGUCCCCCAGGACGCCGAUUUGCCCGUCUACCCUAGGAAGAGCAAGAGGCCCAAGCUCGAGAAGAGUGAUAAGAGGUCUCAGAAGCCAAAUCAGGACGUCAACGGUGAUACGACUAUCGGAGCAGAGCAAGUUGCAUCCGAGCCAACAGCAGCGCCAGCCAAGAAACGCGCUGGCAAGAGCGAACGCAAGAAAGCAAAACUUCAGUCGGCUACGGCGAUAGCUGAAGUAUGA
Molecule: messenger RNA, 2073 nt
Organism: Mixia osmundae IAM 14324
Lineage: Eukaryota; Fungi; Basidiomycota; Mixiomycetes; Mixiales; Mixiaceae
Exons: 6
Coding region: 1-2073 (690 amino acids)
Biological process (GO): endonucleolytic cleavage in ITS1 to separate SSU-rRNA from 5.8S rRNA and LSU-rRNA from tricistronic rRNA transcript (SSU-rRNA, 5.8S rRNA, LSU-rRNA)
Cellular component (GO): nucleolus; 90S preribosome
Source: RefSeq, a predicted model, not a curated record